CAUCGGGUUCUCUUCGUCACUUGGGGCGGGACUAGCAAAGAGCAAGGACAAACGCAACUUUUCCUAAACUUCAGCGCUUUUCACUGCGUGUCCUCCGUCCACGGAAUUUACUCAGCCCUAAAAGUUGAUCCAGGAAGCUGAUCCGCUUCAACCAUGACUCUCGAGGGGGGAAUGAAAUGCGUCAAGUUCUUGCUCUUCUUCUUCAACUUCAUCUUCUGGUUAUGCGGCCUGGCCUUGAUUGUGGUGGGAGUCCUGGUUCAGGUGUCCUUGCAUCAAACCGUCAUGAUCAAUGACGCAUCGGCGUCAGGAGCGCCCAUCGUCAUCAUUGCCGUCGGGGUGGUCAUUUUCUUCAUCUCCUUCUUCGGCUGCUGCGGCGCCUGGAAAGAGAACUACUGCAUGGUCACCAUGUUUUCCAUCCUUCUCUCAUUGAUCAUCCUCGUUCAGAUUGCGGCGGCGAUCGCCGGUUACAUCUACAGAAACAAAGUGUCUGACGUGGUCCAGGACAGUCUGGCGGACAUGAUCACCAGGUACAGCAACAGCUCGGCUGAAUUCAAAGCCAGCGUGGACGCUCUCCAGGAGGACUUGAAAUGCUGUGGCAUGAACGGAUCCUCCGACUGGCGAAACUUCCGGCCCGACGGGAUCUCGGUGCCCGACUCGUGCUGUGUGAACGUGUCUGCCAAUUGCGGCAUCGGGGCCAUGACCGACUCUGUCAAAGUGCACCAAGAGGGUUGUCGCACUGCGCUUGAGGAGUUACUGAAGAAAAAUAUCCUGUGGGUGAUCAUCGCCGCUCUUGUUCUGGCGUUUAUCGAGGUCAUGGGCGUCGUGUUUGCCUGCGUGUUGAUGCGAGGCAUACGGAGCGGCUACGAAGUCAUGUGAGUCGCUCGCCGUCAGCGAUCACGUGGAAGACCACUCACUUGGCGGGCGCCUCACUUUCUUUUUGUAGUGCCCAGAACAAUCUUUCAGUGGUCACGAGUGGUUGUGGUUUGAUACACUCGUAGGCGUGCAACAUCCAUUUCUUCCUUUGACACGACACUGUCCGCUUCUUCUUGAUAGUUGAGGAUCUUGAAUAUCUUUGCUGUUGCAUUAGAAUUUGUGAUGUUUUGUUUUUAAGGCUUGUUGGUUCCCAGUUUGUUUUUAUUAAAGAACCUUUCUAUCCAAA
Messenger RNA from Hippocampus comes (tiger tail seahorse), 1159 nucleotides. It is a transcript of the gene cd63, whose product is annotated as CD63 molecule. Bases 154 to 876 code for a protein of 240 amino acids. The record is from RefSeq and is a predicted model, not a curated record. The transcript has 8 exons. Gene Ontology annotation, cellular component: plasma membrane. NCBI's taxonomy places the organism in Eukaryota, Metazoa, Chordata, Actinopteri, Syngnathiformes, Syngnathidae. Gene Ontology annotation, biological process: regulation of vascular endothelial growth factor signaling pathway.